AUGCAGAUCCAUCGUAUCGUCGGUUUCGAAAUCGUGCCGUACAGCGUCGUUCAGAUGGCCCGAGCCGACGGCUCUCUGUCGUGUUACCAGUCGAACUCUUCUUCUUCUGAUCUUUCUCCUGCUUCGUUGGAUACCUCAGCAGACUCAUCCGUUCCUGCGGGGAAGAGGAAGAACGCAAUCAAUUCACCUCCAACGGUGAAUGAGGGCCGCGGAGGUUUUCCUUACUACAUCAGUCCCUCGCUUGCAACACGCUUCUUAGGCGCCCGAAGGGAUGCUGUAGAUGUAGGAGCUGGAGGCUUUGAUAGCUUCAAUGAUAGUAAAUCACGGGAGAAAGAGGGUAGUAAUGGUAGUAGUAGUAGUAGUGGUCGUGAUUUUGGACGUGGAAGAAAUUCCAGUAAUAGUAAUAGUAGUACUAGUAGUAGUGGCAAUGGUAAUAGUAAGAGUAGUAAUAGUAGUAGUGGUCCUACUGACAAUGAAGGUAUAUCGUACUUGCACGACUUGAUACGAGACCAACUACGUGUUGACGGUGCUACCCGUGAUAUCGCAUUUACGUACGACGUUCUGUGGCAGAAAAGUAGUACGCCCUGGUCACAGAGAUGGGAUGCUUACCUGAAGAAUGCGCGUGACAGUCCAAUAAUUCACUGGUUUAGUAUCGUCAAUAGUCUCGUGGUUGUUUUGCUACUCAGCGGCAUUGUAGCGAUGAUCAUGCUCAGAGUACUGUAUAGAGACAUAGCCAAGUACAACGAACUUCUAGUAGAUGAGGACGAAGCCGAAGAAACCGGCUGGAAGCUUCUCCAUGGAGAUGUCUUUCGGAAACCCCCUCACUCCACUGUCCUUGCAGCACUCGCUGGCUCGGGCAUGCAAUUGAUUGGCAUGGCGUUUGUGACCGUCGUCUUCGCGGGUCUCGGCGUCGUCUCACCCGCCUAUCGCGGAAGUCUACUGCAGACCAUGUUACUACUGUGGACGGUAAUGGGCGCCGCUGCUGGAUAUACAUCAGCACGUCUCUAUAAAAUGUUUAAAUCUACACACUGGAAGAUGACAACCAUCAGGACAGCGCUGAUGUUUCCAGGCGUUGUGUUCGCGAUUUUCUUUCUACUAAAUCUAGUCUUAUGGAUACAAAAAUCUUCUGCUGCAGUCAGUUUCUCGGCAUUGCUCACACUACUAAUGCUUUGGUUCGGCAUUAGUACCCCCCCUUGUUUUCAGGGAGCGUAUAUCGGAUUUCGACAGCCUCCAAUUUCUCUGCCCGUGAGAAUAAACAAAAUCCCGCGACAAAUUCCUCAACAGCCGUGGUUCAUGCAGCCAGUCCUUUGUUGCCUUGUUGGAGGUGCUCUACCGUUUGGGUACGUCUCUUUCUCUGAGUUAUUUUUUCUCUUCUCUUCUAUUUGGCAGCACCGCUUCUACUAUCUCUUCGGAUUUCUAUUUCUGGUUUUAGUCAUCUUGUGUGUCACUUGCGCGGAGAUAUCGAUUACCUUCGUCUACUUUCAACUUGUGUGCGAGGACUAUCUCUGGUGGUGGCGAUCGUUUCUCUGCAGCGCUUCGAGCGGUGUGUAUGUCCUUUUAUACGCCGUAUAUUAUUUUCAUUCCCGUCUAAAGCUGACGCAUGCAACAGGCGCAUUGAUCUAUUUCGGAUAUUCACUCAUUAUCGCCUACGCCUGCUUCAUUCUUACAGGUGCCAUUGGCUUUCUGGCGUCAUUCUUUUUUCUGCGAAAAAUAUACGGCUCCAUCAAAGUGGACUGA
This is a messenger RNA of Ochotona princeps (American pika), 1737 nucleotides long. RefSeq lists its product as uncharacterized. Gene Ontology annotation, biological process: protein localization to membrane. The coding region runs from base 1 to 1737 and encodes 578 amino acids. The transcript is spliced from 9 exons. NCBI's taxonomy places the organism in Eukaryota, Metazoa, Chordata, Mammalia, Lagomorpha, Ochotonidae. The record is from RefSeq and is a predicted model, not a curated record. Gene Ontology annotation, cellular component: membrane.